UAAACUUACCAUGACUUAAGGUGAGGGGACUAAAGGAAGCUAGUAUCUUUGGCUGAACGAGCCAAAGGUAGAAAUGUGGCUGGAUUUUAAACUUACUCUGAUUGCACAUCUUCUUAUACAUUAAAACACUUAGCGACGAGAGAGAGAAGGAGAGAGAGAGAGACAGAGACGCUCUAACAACCGAAGAUACAAGUACCUUUUUCAAAAAAAAAACACGCAGGUUGAUCCUCUGUAGCAGCAACCGAUGUGAAUACAAUGGCAGAAGCUGCAGAAUCUUCAGCUGGAGCAUCUGGUGUACAUACCAUGGCAGAGGACAAGCACUUUGUGGAUCAACAUCAGUUUGAGCUGAUCAGGAGGGUGCACAAUGUUGGAGCCAUUUUGGAUGAGCUCGUCCACAAAAAUGUCAUCCAGCAGGAGAGUUAUGAUGAAAUCAGGGCUCUGCCUACCUCUCAAGAGAAGAUGAGGGCACUCUUCAGGGGCCCUCUGGAGUCCAGUGGAGUUCAAGAAAAAGACAUCUUCUACAAAAUCCUGAACAUAAAUGAGCCAGAUCUAAUGGCUGAUCUCAAGAGAAUGAAAUUGGAAGUAGCAACACUGACAGCCGAGGGCCUUAGCCUGGGAACUGAAGAGAAACACUCCGCUGAUGAAGAGCAGCCUUCACUGAUCCAGAGAGUGGAAACGAUGGCGUCUGUUAUAGAGCUGCUUUUGGAAACGCUGGCUGAUUUGAGUUACGAGGAGCUCGAGAUGGUCAGGCACAGUCUGAGUCAAUUUUGCCUCCUCAGACAUCACUCAGACAUCCCAUGGAGGCUGCUGACACCAACAGACAUGAAGAACGUAGUGUUUUUAAUGGUACAGAUCCACGGGCAAAUAUCUUUGGUGAAAACCGUGGAGGUUUUAAAGAUGAAGAGGACUGAUCUGGUGCAGAGGCUGUCACAUAGCAGCUCAGGAGCCAAAAAAAAACACUUUGUGGAUGAACGCCUGCCUGCACUGAUCCACAAAGUGGCGACAAUGACGGCUGUUACAGAGUUGCUUUUUGAAACACUCAAGAAUUUGAGUUACGAGGAGCAAAAGACCUUCAGGUGGUUUCUGCAGUUCACAUUCUUCCAGAGGAGCUUUCUUUGCUUCUCAUGGGGACGACCGUGGCGUGCAGGUGAUGCACGAGAACUGGCAGAACUGAUGGUGGAGAUAUGUGGUCAACGUUCUUUGGAGGUGACCGUGGAGGUUUUCUUGGAAAUGAAGAGGCCUGAUCUGGUGCAGAGGCUGCCAGAAACCAGCUCAGCGCCCAAAGAAAAACACUCUGUGGAUGAACAUUGGCCUGCACUGACCCAGAAAGUGGAGGCGAUGGUGUCUGUUAUAGAGCUGCUUUUGGAAACACUGAAAGAUUUGAGUGACAGGAUGUCCGAAUUCAGGGGAGUCCUCUGGAAUCAAGCUGACUUCCACAGACAUCUCUCUAAAAUCCAACUGAUUCCGCCGCACAUGAGAGACUUGCAGGACAUGGUGUUUCUAGUGGUGCUGACCUUUGGCCAACAGUCUGUGGAGAUGAUCAAGGGGAUUUUGGAGCAGAUGAGGAGGACUGAUCUGGUGCACAAGUUGUCAGACCGCAGCUUAAAACUCAAAAAGAGGCACUCUGCAGAUGAACAGCGCUCUGCACUGAUCCAGAGAGUAGCAACAAUAGCAGUUGUUAAACAGCUGCUGGUGGAAACCCUGAAUGAUUUGCAUUAUUCGGAGUACAGAGUGUUCCGGAAGGACCUCCCAGACAUCUUGAGCCCCGCAGACACAGCAGAUCUGAUGGUGCAGACAUACGGCCAACGGUCUGUGGAGCUCACCAGGGAGGUUUUUGUGGUCAUGAACAGGCCUGAUCUUGUUCAGAGGCUGUCAGAGUCCAGCUCAGGAUCCAAAAACAAACACUCUGUGGAUGAACAUCGACCUGCACUGUUCGAGAGAGUAGCAGCAAUGGCAGCUGUGAAAAAGAUGCUUUUGAAAACAGUCAGUGGUUUGAGUCAAAAGGACUUCGAGAAUUUCAGCUGGCUGCUGCAGUUCACCUGCUUCCAGAAGAGCCUCCCACAAGUCUCAUGGAGGCAGGUGAACUGGACAAAAAGGACUCACAUAGUGGACGCAAUGGUACAGACUUGUGGCCAGCAGUCUGUGGAGGUGACCAUGGAGGUUUUCAAGGAUAUGAACAGGACUGAUCUGGUGCAGAGGUUGUCACAGACCAGUUCACAAUUCAAAGAGGAACAUCAGCCUCAACCACUCCAGAAAACAAACACUCUGUGGACAAACAUCGACCUGCACUGUCCGAGAAAGGAAAAACUAUGACAUCACUGAAGCAGAAGAUUUUGGAAGCUCUGAAAGAUUUAAGUUCGAGGGAAUUUGAGGAAUUCAGGCAUGUCCUGCAGUAUGGUAAAAUGAUGAGAGACCUCCCAAGAUACCGAAGACACGAAAUAGAGAUGGCAGACAGAAGUGAAAUAGUGGACUUGAUGGUAGGGCGCUACGGUGAAGAGUCUGAGGCGGUGUUCAGGAAAGUUUUAAAGGGGAUAAAGAGAAGAGGUACUGCAGACAAACACUCUGUGGACAAACAUCGACCUGCACUGUCCAAGAA
Messenger RNA from Chelmon rostratus (copperband butterflyfish), 2596 nucleotides. RefSeq lists its product as uncharacterized. The record is from RefSeq and is a predicted model, not a curated record. Bases 256 to 2313 code for a protein of 685 amino acids. NCBI's taxonomy places the organism in Eukaryota, Metazoa, Chordata, Actinopteri, Chaetodontiformes, Chaetodontidae. The transcript has 20 exons. Gene Ontology annotation, biological process: innate immune response; inflammatory response; regulation of apoptotic process.